Molecule: messenger RNA, 2917 nt
Organism: Condylostylus longicornis
Lineage: Eukaryota; Metazoa; Arthropoda; Insecta; Diptera; Dolichopodidae
Gene: Lrch
Product: leucine-rich repeat and calponin homology domain-containing protein
Exons: 3
Coding region: 320-2566 (748 amino acids)
Molecular function (GO): protein binding
Source: RefSeq, a predicted model, not a curated record
UGCAGAUGCAAGAAAUUGCAGUCAAAAAAAUGAGCUGUCAAAACCUAAAAAUCAAUAAGGAAUUUUAUUAAUUUUUAUCAAUUUUAAAAAUUUUAAAAAAUUGAGUACGCAAGCCAAAAGUACUAAUAAUUACCCCCUCACCCAAUGAUUUGGAUUAUCCCUUUUGUUUAGGGAGUGUUUAUUAUGUUUUAGAGCUUAAAUAUAUACCAAAUAGGUCUUACAAGGCUAUUUCAAUAUUUUAUACUGUUAUAAAGAUGCACACAAAGAUUUUUAAUAUAACUGAAACUGAAAUUGUUUAUUAAUUUGCACAAAGAAAAAAAUGUAUAAAAUUCCUAAUAACACCAAAAACGGACAGUGUUUAGUCCGUCCAUUAGAAAGAAUAUUGGAAGAAGCUCAUUUAAGUGGGGAGCUUAAAUUGAACAACAGGAAAUUGAAAGAUUUUCCAAAAUUGGUAACUGCCAAAUAUAGUCUAUCAGACACAGUCAUUGCAGAUUUGUCACGAAAUAAAUUUUGUGAGUGGCCUGAAGAAUUAACACAUUUUGCUUUUUUGGAAACAUUAUUAUUAUAUCAUAACAGUAUUCGUAGUAUUCCAGCAUCUGUAAGUGGCUUGUUUUCUCUUACAUAUUUAGACCUACGAAGUAAUCAACUAGUAAGUUUACCUCGUGAAAUAUGUUUCCUACCGUUGCAAGUACUACUGAUUUCAAAUAAUAAAUUGACUAAUUUACCGGAGGAGUUAGGACGUAUGGAAAAAUUAACCGAUUUAGAUGCAUCAUGUAAUCAAAUAAUGAAUUUGCCUUUACGAAUUGGUGAUUUAAGAAGCCUAAAAUCUUUAUCCCUAAGAAGCAAUAACUUGAGUUAUUUUCCUCGAGAAAUAACUUUACUAACGCUGGUUUCUUUGGAUGUAAGCAAUAACAAAAUUUCUAGUCUACCUCUUGAAGUUCGCCAUAUGAAUACGUUAGUUGAAUUCUACUUGGAAAAUAAUCCACUAACAUUUCCACCUGCUAACUUAUGCAUUCGCGGCUUAAUACAUGUGUUCAAAUAUCUAGAUACGCAAGCAAAUAAAAACGAAAAAGGAAAUAAAUCCUCUAACAGCAAUAAUAUACAUCAUGAAUUUGCUACAAUGAAAAGAACUGGUCGACAAAAUGCCAGUACAAAUAAUAUGAUUGAUAUACAACUUGACGCAUUAUAUUCACCUAAAAAUGGAUUGCACAACACCAUUGAAAAAUCUGGCAUUUCAUAUAGACGUAACAAUUCUGGAGAAUCGUUCAAUCAAUAUUCAACAACACCCCGCAAAACUUCUCUAACUCAAGAUAGUUUUCAAUUUAUUUCUGAUUCAAAUUCAGUCAGCGAUUUAAUCGAUAAAUCUAAUCAAUUGAUAGAAAAUCUAAAUUUAAAUUAUUCUACUAAAACAAAUAAUAGCAGUAAUAGUAACAGCAGUAGCACAUUGCACGAUGAUGAUUUAAAUUUUGAUAAUUCUAACGAAGAUUCCUUAAAACAAAAUGAUUCAAUUCGAUCAUCCACUCCAAAGAUUAGUAAUACGAAUAACGUUGCUAUAUUAAAUAAUGUCACGGCUGCUAAUAAUGAGAAAAACAAAAAACUUGAAAAUAUUCAAACGUAUAGAGAAUACGUUGAAGCGAAAAAACAACAGCGAAAUCAAGAAAAUUCGAAUGUCUAUAAAAGCAAAUUAAAGAAAAGUAACUCAUCGGGAACGCCAAAUAAUGUUGAUGGAAAUCAAAAGUUUAAUAAUUCUGAAAUUCCUUCAAAUCAAUACAAUAAUAUAACAUCACAUUUACAAAAUGGAUCUCACAAGAAAUUAGAAAUUUAUAAAAAGCCAACCCAAAAAGUUAGUCCACAAAAUGUUCACAACAAUGAUAACAUAAGUAUAGAUGAUAAAACGCAAGAACAAAUUCUUAAAGAUUACUUAAAACCAAAAAGUCCUAUAAAACCAAUGGUUGAUAAUCGUGAAAUUGUUGGAAAAAAUACAUCAUUCAAUAAUAGCAAUAAUUCUACAAUUACAUCCAAUAUAUCAAAUUCAGCUACAUUUUCAACAAAAAUGCGACGAAAUGUAACAUGGAAUGAAGCAAUUCCAACAGAUAAAUUGAGUUUUACAAUGCGUCGCGAGUUUGAUAAGCACAAAGAGGAAACCGAAUUAUUAUCGAAGUUGCGUAAUAUAAUAGAAACUAAAUUAAAAAUGAGCUUACCAGAAGAUAUUUCCACGGCUUUAAUGGAUGGAGUUAUAUUAUGCCAUUUAGCAAAUAUUGUUAGACCAAGAUCUGUUGCUAGCAUUCAUGUUCCAUCCCCUGGUGUUCCUCAUUUAACAAUGGCCAGAUGCAGGCGUAAUGUUGAUAAUUUCUUAGAAGCUUGUCGACGAAUUGGUGUUGACGAAAAUUUAAUUUGCUGUGCGGCAGAUGUGUUAGAAGGUAAACAACUUGUUCAAGUUGCUAUUACUGUUGGAGAAUUGUUUCGUUUAAAUGGUGGUAAUAAUAUUGAAAAGGGUGAUCAUUUGAAAUCACCAAUAAAGGUUUCAUCAAAUAUAAAACUAAAUAAUUCUACACCUAAUACUUGAAUAUCUUCUGCCGCGAAAAAUAUCAAUAAACUACAUAAUAUAUAUACAUACAUAUACAAUUGUGUAAAGAUUCAUUUAUGCCGUAGCGCAUAAUAUACAUAUAUAUUAUUUAUUUAUUCUUAUAUAUGUAUAGAUUAUGUCCAUACAUAACUAGUUACAUAUAUACAUAUAUAAUAAUUGCAAAAAUUUCCAAAAUUUGUAAGUUUUUUUAAUAUGUACCUAUAGUAAGUUUAUUAAUUUUUAAUUCUUUAUUUAAAAAAGUUCUUGGAUCAUAUUUUUUUAUUUAAAUUUUUAAUUUUUUUUAUAAGAAACUUUUCUUGAAGAGAAGUUUAAUUUUAUUAUAAGUAUACA